AUGGCGGACACUGUGGCCGCGCCGCGGGAGCUGCUGCACGAGAUCUUGGAGGAUGGCACGUGCCCGCUCCACAUCCGGAUGCAGUUGCAGCGGCUGCUCGGCGUCGUCCCCGUGACGGUGCCGGUGGCGGCCGUACCUCCUGCGGCCCGCAGGGGGCCCGCGCCGCCGCUGCAGGGCGGGGGGCAGGGCGUCGGCCCCGCGCAGGCCACCGCAGUCGCGCUCGCGGCCCUCGAGGCGGCGGGGUCGGAGGUUGACAUGGCGGAGGCGGUGGCGGCGGGGCGGCCGGCGGAAGAGUCGGCGGGGGAGGCCGGUGCGCCCGGCGGGGAGGGCGCCUCUGGCGCGGCGGCGGCGGAGGCGGUGGAGGCGGCCCUGGCAGCGGCCCUCGCGGAAGCGGAGGCGGAGGUGGCGGCGGCGGAGGCGGCAACGGCGGCAGUGGAGGUGAGGACGGCGGCGGCGGAGGCGAGGACGGCGGCGGCGGAGGCGGGGACGGCGGCGGCGGCGGGGGCGGAAGCGGUGGAGCCUGCGGAGGAGGCCGCGGCGGCGGGGGAGGGUGCCCUCGACGCGGCAGCGGGCGCUGCGGCCGCUGCCGCGCCCGAGGGGGCCGCCGAGGACGAGGACGCCGAGGAGUUCGAGGAUGCGCGCGACGCCGAGGAGACUGACGAGGAGGAGGAGGAGCGGCGGAGGGCCGUGGACCUCCAGGCGUUCCGCCGGAGGGAGACGGAGUACCUGCAGGCGAUCGGCCCCUGCCUCGCGUGCGCCGAGCCGGCCGGCCCCGCGUGCAUCACGGACUGCAUCGGGCCCCUGCUGCCCCUGGUGGCCGCGCGGCUGCCCCUCGCGGACAUCCUGGCGGUGCGCACCUGCAGCUCCGCCGGCCUGGAGUGGGCGAUGGAGCGCCGCACGCAGCGGCUCGGCGAGCUCGCGAGGGUGCACGACAGGAUUCGGAGUCGCUUGUGGAUCCAGCGCCUCUUCCUGCUGAACCAGGGUAGCGCCGACGAGACCGUCUACGAGACCAAGGUCCGGAGCCUGGCGGACGACGCGCAGCGCAAGAGGAUGGAGGCCGAGAUGGCGGAGACGCGCCGGGACAUGGAGGUCCAGAUACGGAACUUCCAGCAGGAGGUAGACCGGCGCAUGGACCUGCAGGCGGAGCGCGUGCACGCCAUCGUGGAGGAGCGUGUGCAGCAGCAGCUGGACGCCAUCAUGCACGCCGAGAUGGAGAAAGUUCGGACGAUGGUGGAAGACCACGUGCAGGGGAGGGUCCGCUCGGUGGUGCAGCGCGAGGUGCGCGCGACCGUGUGCGAGAUGCAGGUGCGCCUCGCCCGGCUCGCGCGCGAGAACGACCGCCUCCGGGCGGCGUUCCUGGAGCAGCUGGACCACUCGAACAUGUGCCUCCGCUUCAUGCUGUGGGCCCGCAGCACCAACACCACCACGGGGCUCAUCGCGCGGGCGCUGUGGGCCGCCCGGCGCCGCCUCGGCGCGUGGCUCCUCGGCGUCUCGCCCGACGGGCGCCGCCUGGAGAGCCUCCGCUCGCGCCUGGAGACCUUCGGCGAGGACGACGACGGCGAGGCCGCCGCCGCCGCCAGCGCGGUGUCGCGCGCCGCCUGCGCGGCGCUGCGCUCCGCGGGCGCGGCGGGCGACGAGGACUCCCCGCUGGACGCGAUGGCCGCCAUCGCGAUGCUGUGCAGCAUCUGCCGGGCGGCGCCGCGCGCGCAGCAGGCGCGCCAGCAGCAGGGGCAGCCGCCGCCGCCCGCGGAGGCCGAGGGGGCGGCGCCCGCGUGGGCGGACUCGGGCUCGGAGGAGGCGGAGGCCGAGGCGGGCGCGGGCGCGGCGGGCGCGGCGAGAGGGCCCUCCCCGCCGCCCCCGGGCCCCGCGGCGCCCGCUGCCACCGCGGCGGGCAGCGAGGCGGAGGGCAUCGGCGUCAGCGGAGCCUCCGAGGCGCCGCCGCAGCUGGGUGCAUCGGACGUUGACGUCUCGGUGUCCACCGAGGUGGCGGCAGCCCCGAGCAGGCCACGCGGCGACGGCGAGGAGGAGGCCGAUGGCGACGAGGGCACGGAGGACAACGCGGAGGACGCGGUGUCCGCUGGCGGCUUCGGCCUCGUGGAGCCGUCGGACGACGAGGAGGAUCGGGAGGAGCUCCUGAGGCAAGCCGUGCGGGAGGAUCGUCGGCCGGCGGUACCCGCCGACGGCGCGCUUCGGGCCGCUGAGCCCGCUGCGGCUGCGCCCACAGGCGCCGAGGCCGCGGAGUCCUCCGGGCGGGUCAGUGCGGCGUGCUCCUCCGACGACCAGGCUGGCGCGGCCUCCGAGGACGACCUGGACUUCCAGGAGACGCCCUGGAGGGCGAGGGCUGGGAGGGGCGCGGCGAGGGCGGCGAGCUCUGACGGCCGGGCCAGGCCGGCGCGACCUCUCCGAGGGCGGCCUCGUGCUCUCCAGGGCUCGCUGCGGCGGCGCGCCUCGGGGGGGCCGAGGGGCAGCAGGAAGGCGUGCAGACAUGAGCCGUCGGAGGUCCGCGUGGCCGUGCCGGGUCGGCGCGCACGGGAUCCCCCUCGGCGAGGCGCCUCCGGCAGGGGGAGAGCGGGCCCAGGCGCCGACCCCCGAGCGCCGCGGGGGACCUCCGCGAGAGUCGCCGUGCACGCCGUGCUCUGCAGUUCACUGGUCGCGUUUCGCUGGGGGUAUUACUCUCACGGCGCAACGUUCUCACGGAGCGCAAGUCUUCUGGCAGCGAUGCGUUUUCGCGGAGCGUGUUGGCACGGUCCGUCAGACUCACGGUGA
Prorocentrum cordatum is the source of this 2766-nucleotide messenger RNA. NCBI's taxonomy places the organism in Eukaryota, Dinophyceae, Prorocentrales, Prorocentraceae. The record is from the annotation of a GenBank genome assembly.